Messenger RNA from Aspergillus puulaauensis, 2580 nucleotides. RefSeq names its product dynamin-like GTPase SEY1 (gene sey1). The record is from RefSeq and is a predicted model, not a curated record. NCBI's taxonomy places the organism in Eukaryota, Fungi, Ascomycota, Eurotiomycetes, Eurotiales, Aspergillaceae. Gene Ontology annotation, molecular function: GTP binding; GTPase activity. The coding region runs from base 1 to 2580 and encodes 859 amino acids. Gene Ontology annotation, biological process: endoplasmic reticulum membrane fusion. Gene Ontology annotation, cellular component: endoplasmic reticulum. The transcript has 4 exons.
AUGGCGACCAAUGGCCAUUUUGCCCCCAUUGGCAAUGACAGCAGCGAUAAGACGACAUACGAGCAUGGCGUCCAAGUAAUAGACGAGAACAAGGAAUUCAACACGAACUUAGCCAAGUAUCUGAGCUACGAAAAUGUCGCACCCGCUGGCUUCAACUACCACCUCAUCUCAGUCUUCGGUUCUCAGUCAACCGGUAAAUCGACACUCCUUAACAACCUCUUUGGCACCCACUUCUCCGUCAUGGCCGAAACGGAAAGGCGUCAGACGACCAAGGGUAUCUGGCUGUCCAAGAACAAGAAAGGGGGCGAUAAAUCUAUGGCCGAUAACAUCUUGGUUAUGGAUGUGGAGGGUACCGACGGACGUGAGCGGGGAGAGGACCAAGACUUUGAACGCAAGAGUGCGCUCUUUGCGCUCGCAACUAGCGAGGUCCUGAUCGUAAAUAUUUGGGAACAUCAAGUUGGUCUGUACCAAGGUGCCAAUAUGGGCUUGCUCAAAACGGUCUUUGAGGUCAACUUACAAUUAUUCUUGAAGGACAAGAAUACCACCCACCGCUCUCUUCUGUUCUUCGUAAUCCGUGACUUUGUCGGCACGACGCCGCUCAAGGCUCUACAGAAAACAUUGAUGGAAGACAUGGCGCGUCUAUGGGACUCGAUAUCUAAGCCCGCGGGUCUGGAACGCGCAGCAGUGCAUGAUUACUUUGACUUCCAGUUCUACGGGCUUCCGCACAAGACAUACCAGCCCGAAAAGUUUGUUGAAGAAACAAAGAAGCUAAGUCUUCGUUUCCACGAGGGCCAGAAAGACACAGCCCUCAAUGCGAGGAACGGUGAGUUCUCAGAGGGCGGUGUUUUCCUCCCUGAGUAUCACCGUCGCAUCCCCGCGGACGGGUUCUCCGUGUAUGCAGAAGGCAUUUGGGAUCAAAUUGUCAACAACAAAGAUUUGGACCUGCCGACUCAACAGGAACUCCUCGCCCAAUUUCGGUGUGACGAGAUCCUCAGAGAGGUGAUGAUCGUCUUCGACGAGGUCAUUAUUCCUUUUGAAGACAAGCAGUCCCAGGCCUCUCGUCUCGGGCAACCUGAAGUGCUUGGAGGAUUGGGUGCGGUCAUGCGAUCAGCACGAGCCAAGGCGACGAAGAAUUUCGAGACAGAAGCGAGUCGAUACCACAAGGGUGUUUAUCAGCGAAAGCGAGGUGAGCUCGAGAACAAAGUUGAUACCCGUCUGAAGGCUCUUCUCCAGGGUCAACUGAACGCGGCGCACAAGUCUGGCAUCAACGAGUUCAGCGAGGCUGUUACAGCCGCUGUGAAGGCGGGCCAGAAGAAGGGCACAGGCUAUGACUUUGCAGAAAUUGUCAACGACGAAGUUAAGAAGGCCAUGGAGAAAUUCAAAGAAGUUGCUCGCGCAACUGUGGUGGAGGGUGCGCCUUGGAGCGAUUACAAGCAGCAAUUGGCACUAUACGAGAAGGAGCUUGCAGAGGUCAGCGGCCGUUUGAGAAGGGACGAGAUGAGGCGACUGGCAACCCGCGUCGAACGUUGGGUUCAAUCUCGCUUGGGCGAGUCCGUUGGUCUAGAAUUCAAUGCUCUUGGCUCAGGACGUGCUGGCGGUGGUGCACCGGAAUCCGGUGAAAAGCCGACAGAGACGAAGUUCUGGGAUCGUGUCUGGAACGUUUUUGUCGAGACAGUUCUCGAUGCUGAGAGGAGAUUCACGGACCGCGCUAGCAGCUUCGAUGCCAGUUUGGAGGAAGUGGAUGUUGGUCUAUGGAGACUGCGCAGGAAGUCUUGGGGUGUUUUGCGUGCCAAGAUCGACGAGGAGAUGAUUGAAGGAAACCUUUUGCUGAAGCUACGCGAGAACUUCGAGGACAAGUUCCGUUAUGAUGAAGCCGGUGUCCCAAGGAUCUGGCGCCCCACCGACGACAUCGAGGGCAUCUACACCAAGGCCCGCGAGUCGACUCUCACCCUGAUACCUCUUCUCUCCAGAUUCCGGCUAGCGGAAACUUCAGCCCCACCUCCACUAGACCGUUGGGUCGGACACACACCUAGCUCAGCGAGUCCCGCAGACGAAGAAGAUCUGGCCCCCAUUGGUGGUGUGGACGAAGAGGAAGGCAAGAGCCUAGAGGAGGAAAUGACGAUCCUUGGCGACUCGAAACGCCAGGAGCUCACGGUGCGAUUCAAAAAGUCUGCGGAUGGAGUGUACGUCGAGGCCAAGCGGAGUGCGAUUGGAGGCAUGACACAGGUUCCCUUGUACUUCUACGGUAUCCUCCUUGCUCUCGGAUGGAACGAGAUAAUUGCUGUCCUCCGCAACCCUGCCUACUUCUUCUUGCUCUUUGUGUGCGCUGUCGGCGCAUACGUGACCUACCAGCUUAAUCUCUGGGGUCCAAUUCUGAAGAUGACGGAAGCUGCAUCGAACCAGGCGAUGGUCGAGGGCAAGCGUCGGCUGCGCGAGUUCCUCGAGUCUUCGGACACCGGACGGCAGGCAAUUGCCAUGUCAAGCUCUGGUGGCUCUUCAAAAUCUGGCGAAGAGCACGAGAUGUCCCGACUCAACAAACAGGGAAAGUCUUCGACUGACGAAGAUGUGGAUGACCUAUGA